Molecule: messenger RNA, 1325 nt
Organism: Sorex fumeus (smoky shrew)
Lineage: Eukaryota; Metazoa; Chordata; Mammalia; Eulipotyphla; Soricidae
Gene: RBMX2
Product: RNA binding motif protein X-linked 2
Exons: 6
Coding region: 90-1085 (331 amino acids)
Biological process (GO): mRNA splicing, via spliceosome
Cellular component (GO): catalytic step 2 spliceosome; precatalytic spliceosome; U2 snRNP
Molecular function (GO): RNA binding
Source: RefSeq, a predicted model, not a curated record
AUGGGAUUGCGCGCUGAAGCCGGGUGACCGGUAAACGGCUUUUGCCAGAAGUCAUUACAUCCGCAUCUUGGAGCGGGAACCGUUGGAAGAUGAACCCGUUGACGAAAGUGAAGUUAAUCAACGAGCUCAACGAGCGAGAGGUACAGCUGGGGGUGGCGGAGAAGGUGUCCUGGCACUCCGAGUACAAGGACAGCGCCUGGAUCUUCUUGGGUGGACUUCCUUAUGAACUGACUGAAGGGGAUGUUAUCUGUGUUUUCUCCCAAUAUGGUGAGAUUGUUAACAUAAAUCUGGUACGUGAUAAGAAGACUGGAAAAUCCAAGGGAUUCUGUUUCCUUUGCUAUGAAGACCAGCGGAGCACAAUUCUGGCUGUUGACAAUUUUAAUGGCAUCAAGAUCAAAGGACGAACUAUUCGAGUGGAUCAUGUGUCUAACUAUCGGGCUCCUAAGGACUCAGAUGAAUUGGAUGAUGUGACCAGGUUACUUCAUGAGAAGGGCUGUGGGGCUCACACGCCUUCAAACAGUUCAGCUGAGGACUCUGAAGAUGACAAACCCACAAAAAUACACAAAAAAGACAAAAAGGAAAAAAAGAAAAUGAAGAAAGAAAAGCGGGAUGUACAGCCAGAAACACCAGUCUGCUCUUCGCCACCCAGAAGCAAGAUGCUAAAGGAAAACAAUUCCCCCGACUGUAAAAAGUUCAACAGCAAGAACUCUGAAAAGGUUCAGAAGUCAGAAUCCAGGGAGGGGCUGAAGCAGUACCACAGCUCCCCUGAAGUCAGGACAGCCUACCACUCUGGAACAGAGGCCCGAGACAGGGAGCCAAAGAAGGAGAAGCCCAAACAGGAACACAGGUCCUUAAGUAGGAGGGAGGAAAGGGAAGAAAAGAACAGGGAUAGGGACAAAGAUCAAAGGUCAGAUACCCACUUUGGAAGGCACAAGGAGCGUUCUGAAUGGCAUGGUCGAAGGAGUAGGAGUAGGAGUAGAAGUAGGAGCAGGAGCAGGAGCAGUGAUAAAUCCCACAGGUAUCAAAGAUCCUGGCACUCCCGGGAUUGGGGAUCCCCCACUUCCAGAGACUACAGGCAUCACUGAGACUGUAGCCGGUUGAGUUGCUUGGUAGAAUUGGACAUGAAAUGGUAUCUUCUUGUGUGUGUGUGUUUGUGUAUGUGUGUGUAUGUAUGUUGGUUCCCACCAGGAGGUACUCAUGAAUUACUCCUAGCUCUGUGCUCAGGGGUCAAUCCUGGCAGGGCUCAGGACCAUAUGAGGUUCUGGGGACUGAAUUUAGGACAGCUGCCUGGAAGAGAAACACCCUGUUCAACAAACUGUCUUUCU